CUUGGGGUCCGGGGAGGCUCCUCCGCACGCCAUGUGCCCGUGUCCCCGGCAUCGCGGCCGCGGGCCUCCGGCCGUGUGCGGUUGCGGCGAUGCUCGCCCGGGGCUGCGCUGGGCGGCGGCGCAGGUGACCGCGCUGAGGCUGCAGGCGCUGGGCGACGAGCUGCACCGACGCGCCAUGCGGCGCCGCGCACGGCCCCGGGACCCGCUUCCUGCGCUGCUGCCCGCGCUCCGCGCCCGCUGGCCCUGGCUGUGCGCGGCCGCGCAGGUGGCGGCGCUGGCGGCCUGGCUGCUCGGCAGGCGGAGCGCGUAGGCGGCGCGCGCGGGGCCUUCUUGGUAGGGGGGACCGGAGCCGAGACCCAGCCCGGACCGAGCAACAGGUUGGCGAAACCCUGUAUCCUUGGAGGAAGCUGGUUCCCAUUUUCCUGAGGGGGGAACCCGGACCUUGGAAGGAAGUUGAGUGGAAAGACCCACCCAGAGCUGAUGGUGGAAACACGGACUGAGGAAGCCCCCGGGAAGUCCAGCUGCAGAGAUAGCCACCCCAAUACUAUUUACAUAUAGCUAUACAUACAUACAUAUAUAUAUAUACACACAAAAAAAAAAAAGAGAGAGAGAGAGAGAAAAUACAAAAUUCUGUAUCUGUGCAUGCCUGCGGGGCAUGUGGUCCCUCCCCUUUCCGCACCUUGCAAUGUGAACUUUGAGACUUUGUAAUGUCUGGGGCAGCAGGGGAGACAGAUGCUUGCUGCUCUGUGUGUGCUGGAAACUUACAUGGACUGGUGGGAUCAGCCUCAGCAUGGACCAACUGCCCAGCACAGAUGUUGGCAUGGAGUAGUGGGAACUCUGCCAAAACCAAGAUGGACAAAAACAAAGGGGAUGUGGGGCCCGUUUUGUUGGGUGCAGCCUGGGGUCCCUCUCCAUUUCUUGACAUGUCCUAGUCUCUCUGUGUCCCUAUCUAGACAGCUCUCAUGGUCGCAGCCAGAGAAAUGGGGUGUCAUUUUCUUUUCCUACCUAUCUGGUGUGUGUGGUGCUGAACUUCAAAUUCUCUUGGUGCUAAGUGUGUCCUUGGCGAGGUCAGCGUCUUAACUGACAGACCCAGAAGACCAAGGGAUGACAGGUUUCUAUUUUGCUCUUUGAAUAUCCUCUUUUUUUUUUUUUUAAGGGCCAAGUAUGAGUGCCACUAAGGAGUCUUUCUAUGGGGGAGCGGGGAAUGCUCACAGGGGCUUAGGAGCAAACCCCGGGGUGCCUGGGAAGGAGGAGGGGCGAGCCUGGUUGAAGAAGCUGCUUAGGAGCUGGCAAUUCCCUCCUCCCCCUGCAGCAAUACCCUGGGAGACUGCUGUGGCCUCCCCCACUUCCUGAGGGGAUUCAGGGCUUAGGUUUUAUAAAGAGCCAAGAAAUGGCUGCGUUCUGACGGAGGAGCGUGAUUUACAAGCAGGGGAUGCUGGGGAGGGGGCGGACCUUUUAAAUAGAAUGUCCGAUUUCCCUGCUCCCCAAACACACAUAGGAUAAGCUACUGUUUUCAGAAGUUUCUCGAAGGGCUAAUAUAAAUAAAUAGAUAUAUAAAUACAUAUAUUAUAUAUAUAAAAUGAAGCUGUGUGCUUGACUAAUAUUUGACUGCAAGGGCUCACUGCUUCAGGAGUGAUUAUUAAUUUUUGCUUUCAUUUUUUUAAAAAAUGAUUCCAACAGAAACAGGUAUUAUUCCUCUGCAUGGAUACUUUAUUGCCUCUAUUGUGAUCUUCGUGGCUGAGUUGGUGAGGGAGCCUGCCUUGGGCUCAGUGAGACAGUUACUCUUAUUUUUAAUUUUUGAGACAAGGUCUGGUGCUGGAGACCAGGCUGACCUCCGAUCUUGAGCCUCCUGCCUUGGCAUCUGGCAUUUCGGACACUGCCUGCCAGGGGGACAGUCAUUUUCCCCUGGCUGAAUUUGCAGGUCGCUUGCCUGGUGCCUGGGGACCAGGGGGUCUGCUAGGAAGCACCAGUUAUUAGGGUGCACAGGGCUACAAGGGAAAUGGUCCCGGUCAAUUAUGCUGAGUGUGAUCAGCUCCUAAAGUACACACCCUCUCUGUCCGGUGACAACGGGCUCCUUUCAUUCAUUUUUCCUUCUCCAUAUUGAAUCCAUGCCUUACAGUUCUCUAAAUAACCCAUUAAAGAAAAAUGCAACUGAGAACUCAAUGCUGAAGCCUCCCCUCCAUCCCUUAAAUACCAGAAUUGAAAUCAGCAAAGGAAAAAAAAAAUAAGAAAGAGUUUAUUUGGCAGGGAGGCAGUAGGCAGCAUGCCGAGCCCUCCUCACCAAGCCGGAAUUACACAGGAUCUGGAAAACACUCUCUGUAUUUAGUCCCUUUCUGAGCGAGGAACAGAGUCCUUGCAAAGCAUCCAGGGAAGGUGCUUGCUAUGGUGGGAAUCAGGGGUGUCGGGCUCUUUAAAGGGAUAUUGUCAAGAUCGCAGUGGGGACUUGCUAACCCCAGAGAGACCCAGCAUAAGGGUCAGAGGUCAGAGAAUACCUCCCUUUUUAUGUUUUGCUUUUGAGCCUGACAUUGCCUGUUAGCAUAGGCUAUCUCUCUGGAGGAUUUGAACUCCAAACACAGAGGUUGGCAUCUCCGAUGAUUUUUAUUUCAAUGAAGCUGUGCUGCUGAGAGAACCUGGGCACCCAUGACCUUGUGAUGGAACUUUUCAGCCAAGCCCUCUGUAAAUAUUCUCCCGUAGUAAUGGAAACCAUGUAUUUAUCGAAAGGGGGGUAGGGUGGGGGAUGGGGAGCUUGGCUCACGCGCUGUUCAUUCAAGUGCGCUUCGUCUUUGCCCCGAAUUUGAUGGGGUUGUUUUUAAAUGCUGUUUUUUAUAUGAGAUUUGACUUCUUGAUGGACAUUUGUAUUAGGAUACUGAAGCAUGCUAGCCAUGUCUGUUGUCUCCACUGUCUCUGAUGUGACGUUACUUGGACUGCAUGAGAUAGUGGGAUGGGCUUUCUGUUGAUGGUGUUAUUGCAAGAGGAAAAAACAAAACAACAACAAAAAACCCAGCUUCCACAGAGUGUGAAGUGCUGGCACCAUCCUCCCUUUUAUCUCCCGCUUCCCCUGGCUGCCAAGGAGCAUUGAUUUUGAUUUGCCUCUCCGCAGUCUGUGAUGAGGGAAAGAGAGGGAGAGAGGCUUUGAAAUAAAUUUUAAAAAAGACCUCAUAUUGGGUCAGCAGACAGCAGCGUCUGUGUGUGUGUGUGUGUGUGUGUGUGUGUGUGUGUCCGUGCAAAGCCUAGGAGGUCUCUGAGAUCAUUGCUAGGGAGCUAGCUGUGUGACGAGAUGAGGCACUAUCUGUCACCCGGGUCCAAAAGCUGCUGCCUGCUCUCUGAGGGUGAGGGUCCUGGAGUCUGGGGGACUGAAGCCUUCCAGAGUAGGUCCACUCCCUUCUGGAAGCUUCUCUCCUUUACCUCAUCCUCAACAAGCAAGAUCUCUGUUCAAGUUUGAGGUUCCAUCUCUCUUUGUUUUGGAAAGGGAGAGACUGAGCCAGAGUUGUUUUGGAGAACCCCUGGACACUUCCUGUCCCCACUCCCCAAGCUUCCCAGCCAUAUUUCCUCUUCACCUCUAUGGAUAGCCUUGUUCUGUUUCCUCUCUACUGUGAUGAGGAGUGGGGACCUAAACAAAUCGUCACAGGAUAAGGAGGCUGCGAAUGCCCCGUGACAUUUCAUACAGCUGAGCUCAUGUCUCAUGUGCGCCUGACUACUGUCAUGCUUCUGGAAUUGACCAAGCGUCAUUCUUCCUCACUGAGGACUGCGGGAGGAAGCAGACGCUGGCACACCCUACACAAAUAUCUCCAGGAGACACUUUGGAGGUCACUACUGUGUACUAUUUAUGUUUGUUACAGUUUUUUUGAGACAUGGAGCCCAGACUGGUCUUGAGCUCACUAUACAGGAGAGGAUAACCCUAAACUUGGUAUCCUCCUGCCUCCACUUCCUGAUUCCAGGUGUAGGCCACUACACCUGGCUUAUGCUGGACUGUUUGAAUGUCCACAGUGAACUGUUAGAAACUGCAAUGACCGGAACACAGACUCUCUGCUUUGUUCAUACUAUUUUCUUUUCUGAGCCUGAAGUCAAAUUGGGGGAGCCCAGGGUGUCAGAAGUUGGUUGAGGAUUUGGGGAGUAGGAGAGGAGCAGACUAUUCCUACGCGAGCUGAUCCAAAGGCCCACAAAGGGGGUACGUUGACAUCACAGUGUCUUUUGAAACCGUUAGCCAAAAGUUUAUCUUUUUUAAGGUUUUGAUCAAUUUGCUCGAUACCUAUUUACUGAGCAUCUAGAGUGUGCCAGCUGGAGACCUCCACCUCGGAACGAACUUAGUUAUGGUACAGCAACGGUCCUUUUGGAGACCAGAUGCUGUGAAAUGUCCCUUUGCAGUCUGGCUCACAAUUUGUAACAGAUCUGCCAGGUCACCAUGGUGACCUCACGCCUUGCUGGCAGAUUGCUAUAUAGUAUUUUUUUUUGCAUGCCAUGCUCUGGGCUGAAUACAAUUAAAAAGCUUGUUGUAUUGUCUCCUCAGUGGGAAGAUUGGUCCCUUUGUACAUAAUCAAAGACCCCUUCACAGAACGAGUACUGCCCAUCGUGGAGUACUGCACGAGGUGCUUUCUGAGGCUUCGCCCCAGAGAUCCUCACCCUAGUGGUAGUGCCACUGAGCCCAUUUUACAGAUGAAGAAGCUGAAGGCGGCCAACAGCCAGUGGCUGAUCUAAGGUUUGCAUUUGAAUCCGUGUGACGCAGGGAGGCACUGGCAUUAGAUUAAGGGGCUCUGGUGUUGUUCAUUUGAAAGCAAGCAUUGUGUGUCCUCGCUCAUGGGCAGACAUUGCUAGUCCAGAGGCAAGGGCGCACCUGUGGGCCAGCAGGGAGUGUCUACGUUUGCUCAAUGGAAAGAAUACCUUAUCUGAGGGCACUUGAGAGCAGGCUGAAGUUUCAGGGGUUGUUCCCAGCUUCAAUAAACUCCAGGGUGAAGGGUGUCUAAUGUGCAAAUGGCUUGUCCCACUCAUCUCCUUGGCUAUGGGAAGUUUUUCUUACCUCUCUUAUCUAUCUUCUCCCCCGAACUCCAGACUCCCUCAAAGUGUUUGCACUGUAAGAGUCAAGGAGCCCAUGUACAUGGCAGAGACGGUUGUGAAGGGCAUUUGGAACCUGGGGGACAUUCUGUCUGGGUCCUGACAUUGUUGCCUUGUGCUCUUUUCUAAGUGGAAUUUCCUACCUGGACGCUUUGUACAUAUUUGUUACACUUUUAAUAAAAAAUUGAUUGUGCA
Molecule: messenger RNA, 5244 nt
Organism: Chionomys nivalis (European snow vole)
Lineage: Eukaryota; Metazoa; Chordata; Mammalia; Rodentia; Cricetidae
Gene: Hrk
Product: harakiri, BCL2 interacting protein
Exons: 2
Coding region: 32-310 (92 amino acids)
Biological process (GO): positive regulation of apoptotic process
Cellular component (GO): mitochondrion
Source: RefSeq, a predicted model, not a curated record